Molecule: messenger RNA, 4426 nt
Organism: Telopea speciosissima
Lineage: Eukaryota; Viridiplantae; Streptophyta; Magnoliopsida; Proteales; Proteaceae
Product: Fanconi anemia group J protein homolog
Exons: 29
Coding region: 33-3833 (1266 amino acids)
Biological process (GO): nucleotide-excision repair; double-strand break repair involved in meiotic recombination
Cellular component (GO): nucleus
Molecular function (GO): DNA binding; ATP binding; hydrolase activity, acting on acid anhydrides, in phosphorus-containing anhydrides
Source: RefSeq, a predicted model, not a curated record
UAUCUAGAAAAUAUUAGCGAAGACGAGUGACGAUGGAUUCGACGGCACCCGCACCAAACACUAACCCUAACAAUACUAGCGGCGUCUACCACAUUGGGGGGAUUCCUGUCGAGUUCCCGUACAAACCCUAUGGUAGUCAGCUGGCAUUCAUGGGCAGGGUGAUAUCAACCCUAGAUCGAGCUCAGAUUCAAGGCCAUUCUCAUGCAUUACUUGAAUCACCAACCGGUACUGGGAAAUCGCUGUCGCUCCUCUGUUCUACGCUUGCCUGGCAGCAGAAUUACAAAACGAAGAUUCUCUCUCAAUCCAAACCAGCCCCCGAGGCCUUAUCUGAUCCACUUGCACAUGGUGGUGGAUUUAUUCCUGAACCAGAACCUUCCGGUAAUUCAAUACCGGAAACUCUACAACCAUCUCCAUCUGCAAGGAACAGUAGGAGUCAAAAGAUGCCGAAAAUUCCUACCAUCUUUUAUGCCUCGAGGACACAUACACAGAUUAGUCAAUUGAUCCGGGAAUACCGCAAAACAUCAUAUCGAGUUAAAAUGGCAGUUUUGGCAUCACGAAAACACUACUGCACCAACAAGCACAUAUGUGGACAAGAGAAUAUUGAUGCGGAAUGCAAGAAGCUUCUGAAGGAUGGAGAAUGUUUUGAAUCCAAAAACAUGCUUAAAGUCGUAACUCACCAAUCAUUACAAAGUGGCGGCUGCCAUGAGGCCCAUGAUAUCGAAGACCUUGUGAAAGUCGGACAAUCUGUCAAAGGUUGUUCUUACUAUGCAGCACGCCAUAUGGCAAAAGAUGCACGACUUGUUUUUUGUCCAUACAACUACGUAAUAAAUCCAAUAACUCGGAGAGCAAUGGAAGUAGAUCUUGAAGGAUCGAUUCUCAUUCUAGAUGAAGCCCAUAAUAUAGAGGACAUGGCACGUGAAGCUGGUAGUUUGGAUGUUGAAGAAGAUGCGUUGGAUGCGUUGCAGACAGAAUUAGGGCAACUGUGCUUAUCUGAUUCAACAAUUUACCAACCUCUACACGAGACAAUUGAGGGAAUUAUAAGUUGGAUUGGCCAGAGGAAAAGUACCUUGCAGAAGCAUGAAUUUCAGCACUACUGCACUUGUUGGACUGGUGAAAAGGCCUUAAGAGAGCUUCAAGAGGCUGGUAUUUCUAAACAGUGCUUCCCAAUCUUGCAAGACUGUGCAUCAAAGGCAAUCAAAGAUGCAUCGAUUGUGGAUUCUGAUGUAGUUGGUCUAAGUGGCAUGUCUGCAGCGGUACUGGAAGGGCUUUUCUCUGCGUUCAGUUAUUUUUUCUCUGGAAAUGGGCUUCAUAUCCAUGACUAUCAGCUUGUUUUACAACGCUAUGCAAAAAGAGUUGGGGAACAUGAUGGCAGCUGGAAACAUUCUUUCAGUCUAUGGUGUCUGAAUCCUGCAGUUGUUUUCAGAGAAAUUGCGAAUCUUUCUAUGUCCGUGAUUCUUACAUCCGGGACAUUAUCUCCAAUGGGAUCAUUUUCAUCUGAACUUGGAGUCCAGUUUGAAACUUGUAUUGAAGCUCCACAUGUAAUCGAUGUUGAUACACAGCUAUGGGCUGCUGCCAUUUCUACUGGUUGUGGAAACUACCCAUUGAAUGCAAGCUACAAAACAGCUGACUGUUAUGCUUUUCAGGAUGCCCUCGGUGCCACUUUAGAGGAAAUCUGUAAGAUUGUGCCAGAUGGUGCUCUUGUUUUCUUCCCCAGCUAUCAUUUGAUGGAAAAGCUAUGCAACCGUUGGCGUGAAACAGGGCAAUGGUCUCGGUUAAAUGCACAAAAACCGCUUUUUGUUGAGCCAAGAGGAAAUCAGGAGGAUUUUGAGCUUGCUUUGAAGGGUUAUUUUUAUUCAAUUCGUCAAGGUAAUGGGCCUACUUUUAAGAAACGAAGGGGGAAAAAACGUGACCUUAACCAGCUUGAUGCAAAGUCCCCUCAGAAGACUUCAAAGGGCGGUGCUGCUUUACUUGCUGUGUGCAGAGGAAAGGUCUCAGAAGGGAUUGACUUUUCUGAUGACAAUGCUCGAGUUGUUAUAAUUGUCGGCAUUCCAUUUCCAAAUGUACAUGAUAUUAAAGUGGCACAGAAAAAGAAAUAUAAUGACACUUACAAGUCAUCCAAAAAUCUUCUAAGUGGGAGCCAGUGGUAUUGCCACCAGGCAUUCCGUGCUUUGAACCAGGCUGCAGGCCGUUGCAUACGUCAUAGAUUUGACUAUGGAGCCAUUAUAUUUAUAGAUGAACGAUAUAAGGAAGAUAGGAAUAAAGCACACAUUUCGAAGUGGAUAAGGAAAUCCAUCAAACAGUAUGGCGAUUUUGACAUGUCAAUAGAAGGAUUACAGUCAUUUUUCCGAGAUGCAAAGGAAAAAUAUGGGCCAAAUGAAAUGAAUGUGUUGGACACUCCAAACAUUAAAGAGGAAAAUGUCCUGUGUACAAAACGAAAGUCUUUAAGCAAAGGAGCUGUGAGAAAGAAAGUUCAGAAAAUGCACAAGCAUGAUAAUGAUGAACAUGGAGUAAGUUACAGCAGUAUAACAACUGAAAAUGAAAAUCAAUACUCUCAGUUUGUGAUGUCUAGGAGCAAGGAUGUUCCCACCCUGCCCCAAGUGAAAGUUCAAUGUGGUGUUGAAGAUGAAGCAUUUGUUCCACUCGUUGAGAAGGAUUUGGGUAGCUACAAAGAAUAUAUUGACUUAGAUUGCAGUUCUAAAACAGACUCGAGGUGGUCAGAGGCUAUACCUAUGCCAUCCUUUAAUGAGAGUCGAGAAAAUAUCCUAGUCAAGGAAACACCUGGUUUGGGUGAGAAUGGAACUGUUGGUAGUCCUCAAGACUUUCCCAAGGAUGACAACUCAAAUAUAACCAUAUUUCAGGCCUCCAAUGAGUUAUCAGACCAACUUUCAUUGCAUUCGACAUCCUUAGCAAGUCCAAGUGGAGCUGUUUCGCGAGGCAUAUGUUUUUUGAUGGUUACUCCUGAAAGGAAUGUUACUAUGGACAUCUGUGAUAAAAAAUCAGAAAAUGAAUCUUUGAAUUUGAGUGUAAAUUCUCAUACCCAGAAAUGGCGAAAGCAAACGAGUUCUCCAUCAGUAAAGUUAAUUCAAGAUAAACAGUUUGAUACUCCUGAUGCCAAGUUUCCUAGCCAUGUUGAGUGCAUUGGAAGUGUGGGUUCAUCUAAAGAUGCGAGUCGCAAAAUUGAAUUUGGUUUGGAGGUCAAGAACCUUAUAUGCAAACACAAGAAGCUGAAUCUUUCACAAAUGCUCCCAGUGAACAACUAUGGCACCUCAUAUGCAUCUUCCAGUACUGUCUUGGAUGAGAUAUUAUAUAUUUGUUGCUCAAUCUGCAAAAACCCAUUGGGGUUGCCUGAGAAUCAUUUCCUUGUUACAUGCUCUUUAGUUUUGUCUUCAAAAGUAUACUUGGCAUCCCUCCGGGAAAGUCGAGGUGCAUCUCCACCCAGAAAUAGAUCAAUAACUGUACCAGUUCUAAUCUCUGAUAUCUCAUCUGUUGAUCAGCGGCUCUAUAAUAGACUUGUUCUUGAUUGUGCUCAAAAGCAUGGUGUCUGGUGUGAAGAAGAUGGUUGUGUUUUUGGUACUGUUUUCUGCCCCUUCUGUUCCAUCCCUGACAAUUGCCUCGGUUUAAAGAUUAUGGCAACUGAUUCAUCAAAUGUUCACUUACUUAAUAAGAUCUUGUUUUAUAUUGAUCAUUUGCAAAUCAAGAAUCUUGAAGAAUCAAAAGAUGAGGUUUUGGUGUUGCCUUCAAUAGAUCAAUUUUCUUCUUUACCACCACAGAAUUCAGAAGGCUGGAGAACUACAAAAGCUAAGUUGAGACUACCCAAAAGAGGUCUGCCUUAGAAGUCAGAGGAUCACUUUGGAGCUUAAAGAAGCUUGUGUCUGAAUUGGGCUAUGUGCUAUCAAACUGGCUGAUCAUCCACCUGUCAAUACUUGCAAUAUUAAGGGUUGAAUCAUGGGUGGAAAUAAUGCCAAGUCACUUUCUUUGUGGUUCAAAGAGAGGGAAGGUUCUUCCAACUUUCAACGGUCACUUUGUGCUUUUGAGUAGCUAGUUCGUUGGCCAAUAUUUUCAGAAGAGGAACCUUGCAGUCGGUUCUGGUCACUUAGUUUAGAAUAAAUUAUAAUCCUCAUUAUCCAUAACCAAGCCUUGAUUAAGUAUUGGUAUCCAUAACCCACAACUACUGAGCACAAGAUUUUCCACAGCUGCCUUAGGCUUUUUUUUUUUGGGGGGGGGGGGGGGGUUGGGUUUGGGAUUGAUUUGCAAUGCUACUGGCUUCAUGCUAUCCUCGAUGCAUAAGAGCUGGUGGACCAGAGAAGGGUUUUUCUAGUGACAUUUUCUGUUAAACCUCAGUUGUAUAUAUUGAUUAAAGAAGUCCUUGUAGGUAUUAUGUAUAGGAUGGGCAUGUGCAUUUUCUUCAUUUUUUUUUCUGUACUUG